Molecule: messenger RNA, 3529 nt
Organism: Microstroma glucosiphilum
Lineage: Eukaryota; Fungi; Basidiomycota; Exobasidiomycetes; Microstromatales; Microstromataceae
Product: OPT-domain-containing protein
Exons: 2
Coding region: 88-3381 (1097 amino acids)
Biological process (GO): transmembrane transport
Molecular function (GO): oligopeptide transmembrane transporter activity
Source: RefSeq, a predicted model, not a curated record
CGCCCUCUACCGCCGCCGUUCGGCAAGUAGAAGGUCGCAUCACAGUCUACCUUCAACGUCGCAUCGACUCCACUUUACGCGACAGCAAUGGACGGAGCUCGUCCCACGACUGCCUCACGAGGCAGGCGACCCAUGACCGGAGCUCAGUCUCGACCCUUUACAGGCAGACCUGGUACAGCCGUCAAUGGAGGAGGCGGCAGCGGCAGACCUGUGACUCGAGGUGCGGGUGCGGGAGCUCAAGAGCAGGGCAAUGCCGAGGAGCAUCAUUGGCAGGCAGAACACUCUACUGCAGGUGCAGGCGGAGGACAUCAGGGGGAGUGGAAUCCGGCCUACCAACCUCAAGAGGGACAUCAGGAGGAAGAAGAAGACUAUUAUGAGAGUGAAGACGAGGACGUCUUUGCUUUCCUGCCUCCUGAUCUGGGACCUGCACCAGCCAUUGUCACCUCCAAUGACCCUCAGCCGUUUGCAGACGCAUCGACACAUCGCACGCUUGAAGAGCAGCCUGCUGCUGGUAGCGCUGCUCCACCUUCUGCAAGCCAAUCAGAAGAUCCGGCCUAUUACUUCGAUGAGACCACAGGGGCGGUGUACGACAGUCAGGGUCGCUUGGUCCAGCUACCAUCAGGAUUCGACCCCAGCCAAGCAAGAGGCUACACUCCUACCACUUCGCAGAAUCCUGCGCUGGCCACUGGUCAAUAUAUGGAGCCGCAAAUGCCGCCCCCAGCCGCCGGCUCUUCGCAUGCCGUCCGUAUUUCUCUAGAUCGCAAGUCUUCCAAUACCUCGAGCUAUGCUCGACCCGAGUUCUCUCAGGUAAAUAGCUUCAACUCAUACCCACCCCCUCCUCGCAAUCUCCUCGAUGAUGUUGAGCACUUGAGGAGUCGCGAGGGCCGGCGCCCCUCUGGUACUGGGCACUCCCAUCGCGACAUUGGCUUCUCUGCUUCGGGUGUCCCGAUGACUGAUGGACCCAGCGGCACCUCGAUUCUGAGACAGAGGACCAAUCGUCUCGGCUCAGAAGGAGCUGCUGGAGCAGGCUUUAGUCCGACUGCCAGCAGCAUCAAGCUUGGCAUGGAUCCCAAAUUCGACCGCUACUCUUCCGAUCUUGGGCCAGGGCUUGAGAACGCACACGAAAUUGACGUGGGUAUGGACACUCACGUCAUUGGGCCUAGAGGUAUCAAGAUGGUCGAGCUAGAGCCUGAGGGAGAUGAAGACUCGCCAUACCCCGAGGUUCGAGCUUCGGUAUCCAAUGUAGACGAUACGGACAUUCCAGCCAAUACGGUCAGGAUGUGGGUCUUGGGCAUUGUGCUCAUGACCCUCGCUACGGCCAUCAACGACAUCCUCUCCCUUCGAUACCCUGCUCCUACGCUUACAGCAUUGCUGCUCGAAGUCAUUGCUUACCCACUGGGCAAGCUGCUAGCUGCUAUCCUGCCUAUGCGCACAUUCACCUCGCCUCGAUGGCUCGGCGGCUUCCAAUGGUCUCUCAACCCAGGCAUGUUCAACAUCAAGGAGCACACUGCCAUUGUACUCAUGGCAAAUAUUGCUCUCGUCCCCGCAUACGCCCUGAACACUAUCCUGGCGCUCGACUCUGAUUACUUUUACAGUAAUCCCAAACCUCUUGGCUGGUCUGUCCUUCUCGUCAUGUCGUCUCAGAUGAUUGGAUUUGGUCUAGCAGGACUUACCAGGCGAUUCCUCGUGACGCCUGGCUCCAUGAUCUGGCCUCAGGUCCUCGUCUUUGCUUCGGUCUUCAACAUGCUGCACGCAGAAGAGGACUCUGUCUACGACCAGUCGAUCUCGCGCUUCAGGUACUUCAUCUACGUCUCAGUCGGCGCUUUCCUCUGGUGGUUCUUCCCCGGUUACAUCUUCACGGCGCUGAGCAGCUUUAGCUUCAUCUGUUGGAUCUGGCCGAACAACGAAGUCGUCAACACACUCUUUGGUACUGCCACUGGUAUCGGGAUGAGCUUCCUGACCUUUGACUGGCAGACCAUCAGCUAUCUCAUGAGCCCGCUGGUGGUGCCCUGGUGGGCUCAGUGCAACAUCUUCGCCGGCUCGGUCAUCUUCCUCUGGAUCCUGGCUCCAGCAUUGUGGUUUUCAAACGUUCUCAACUUUGGCUACAUGCCCUUCAAUUCCUCUGGUGCAUUCGAUCGCUUCGGAGAGACCUACAAUGUCACUGCCGUACUGGAUGGGAAUCGCAGGUGGGACGAACAGGCCUACGCUUCCUACUCGCGACUGUACUUUGGCACAACUUACUUCAUCGUCUACUGGUGCGGAUUUGCGACUUUCACGUGUAUCUUGGUACACACGGGUCUACACCACGGCAAGGCCAUUUGGAGGGGAAUUAGGGGUAUCAAGACGGAGGAGGACGAUGUUCAUGCCAAGUUGAUGGGAAAGUACCGAGAUCAUCCCGACUGGUGGUACGGGGCGGUAUUCGUCUUUGCAGUCGUCAUUGGUAUCGUCUGCGCUGAAGUCUACGACACUGGUCUGCCCAUCUGGGGCUUCCUGGUGUCUAUCUUCAUCCCUCUCAUCUACUUCCUGCCGUCGGGGUUCAUCUACGCGCAGACGUCGCAAACCAUCGGUGUCAACCUGAUCUCGGAGUUCAUCGCCGGUUAUGCCUUCCCGGGUCAAGCAUUGCCGAACAUGAUGAUCAAGCUGUACUCGCAAGUGGGUCUCACUCAAGGUCUCACCUACGCCCAGGGAUUCAAGCUAGCUCACUACAUGAAAUUGUCACCAAGGAUGGCCUUCUCGGUGUCCUUCGUUGCCGCCGUCUGGUCCUCGAUUGUGCACGUCUUUGUGAACUUGUUCAUGAGGACCCACGUCAGUGACAUUUGCUCGCCGAUGCAAGCAAACUCCUUCGAGUGCCCCUCUGCCUCCGUCUACUACACUUCGAGCAUCAUCUGGGGUAUCAUCGGUCCCGAAAGAAUGUUCGCAAACGGAUCCUACUACUCCUCGGCCUACUGGGCCAUGCUCAUCGGUGCACUCACGCCCAUCCCCGUCUUCCUGCUGGCAAGGAGAUUCCCUUCGUCAGUUCUCAAAAUCGUCAGCACCCCACUGCUCUUCGCAGCCACCUCCGUCAGCCCUCCUGCAUCGGGAAUCGUAAUCUCCUCGUGGUUCCUCCUGGGUUACAUCUUCCAGUGUGUGAUCCGAAAGAGGAACUUCCGAUGGUGGACUCGAUACAACUUUGUCACCAGCGCCGCAAUGGAUACAGGAACCAUUAUCACCUCGCUGGUCAUCUUCCUCUGCUUGGUCCUGCCCAAAGGGGGAACAAUCAGCUUGAAUUGGUGGGGAAAUUCGAUUACGGGAAAUACCCUUGAUGGGCAAGGGCUGUCGAGGUUGACGCCGCCCACGGAUGGGUUCGCACCUGCGCCGAGUGCUAUUCCAGGGGCAGUCUGAGUUGGCGAGGCGAGGUAGAGGCGAGGUAGACAGUUGACCAGUGAUCAGGAGCACCAAGUGAAAGACGAUCUCGAAUACGCAGCUGGGCUCGACGCUUUGUGGAGCCCGCCUCCCUGGCCCCUUGGACCCUCAUUCAUACCCGCCUCCU